GGUGCAGUAGAGCCCAUGCAGAUUGACGUAGAUCCACAAGAAGAUCAGCAGAAUGCACCUGAUAUCAACUAUGUGGUGGAGAACCCCACUCUGGAUUUGGAGCAGUACGCGUCCAGCUACAGCGGCCUGAUGCGAAUCGAGCGGCUGCAGUUUAUUGCUGACCACUGCCCACAGCUGCGGGUGGAAGCUCUCAAGAUGGCACUGUCAUUUGUCCAGAGAACUUUCAAUGUCGAUGUGUACGAAGAGAUCCACAGAAAGUUGACCGAGGCCACCAG
Messenger RNA from Tauraco erythrolophus (red-crested turaco), 275 nucleotides. The record is from RefSeq and is a predicted model, not a curated record. NCBI's taxonomy places the organism in Eukaryota, Metazoa, Chordata, Aves, Musophagiformes, Musophagidae.